Molecule: messenger RNA, 915 nt
Organism: Paramecium sonneborni
Lineage: Eukaryota; Ciliophora; Oligohymenophorea; Peniculida; Parameciidae
Source: the annotation of a GenBank genome assembly
AUAAUUAAAUUUUAAUAAGAGUUAAUGACAAAGGCAGAAAAAGCAGCAAUUAUAUUUGGAUUAGGAUCAACAGCUCUUUUAGCAAUAUAUUCAAUAGUGAAACCAAGAAUGAGUUAAGGAAAUAAUACAGAAAGUUUAAUUUAAAGAAGAAAUGCAAUUCUUAAUAAAGAUAAUAUGAGAGUACUAUAUAGUACAAUGACUUUCUUUUAUUUACAGGGAUAUAAGAAGACAGGAGAAGAUUUAGCAUUAUUAAAAGAAGUCUUAGAUGUUGCAAAACCUAAAUUAGUUGCAUUAUAAAUAUCAGAAAAAUAAUUAGAAGAUGAAUAUAGACCUAUACUUAGGAAUCCUCAUCUUUAAGAAAUUAUGAAAAAAGUAGAUUAUCAUUUAAAAACUAAUCCUGAAGAAGUUACUAAAAUGAAAGAACUUGAUUUUUAUGCAGGAUUAGAAAAUAUUUAUGCUAUGCAUUAUUGUUAAUAGAAUAGCUGUAAAGUAUAGAUCAAUUAAUAAUUUUAGAUUAUUUCUGCUGAUGAACAUCCCUCUUAUUAUGAUUAAUUGUAUUCUUAGAAAAUAGGAUUAAAAGAAGUAACCAAAAGUGGAAAAUUAGAAAUACCUGAAAAUUUAAAAUAAUUAUAUCAAUCAUAUGAUAUGAGUGAUCUUGAAAAAACAGAGCAAGAUAUUAAAGAUGAUGUCUAUAUUAAAAAAAGAGCUGAUAUUUUUGUUGAUAAAAUUGUACAUGAAUUGACUCCUACCUUUAAUAUCAUCCCUGAUGUUCCAUAUAAAGUUUUAGUUGGUAUAGUAGAUCCUAAAUUAUAAAAUAUUAUUGCCAAAGAAUGGAAAUAAAGAUUUCUUAGUAUCUAUGGACAUCAAAUUUUAGAAGAUGAAUAACAUAGUCAGUAAUAAUCAUAGAUUUAAUGA